This is a messenger RNA of Plasmodium fragile, 1233 nucleotides long. RefSeq lists its product as uncharacterized. The record is from RefSeq and is a predicted model, not a curated record. NCBI's taxonomy places the organism in Eukaryota, Apicomplexa, Aconoidasida, Haemosporida, Plasmodiidae. The coding region runs from base 1 to 1233 and encodes 410 amino acids. The transcript is spliced from 2 exons.
AUGACCCAGAGCACAAACGCCCCGCUUACCCUAUACUCAAGGGUAGAAGUUGACAAACCAUUCAGCACCUUGAGUGAGAAGUAUUAUGUGUCCCAACCUUACAAUCCUCAUAUUCCUAUAUUGGGUAACAUUCAUCGUGGGAGUUUCCCAAGUUAUGGUAUAGAUAAUUAUGAUUAUUAUAAUGGAGAGAAUUUUCACAGUAAAAGAAUAAAAGUAAACCAAGAUCCUAAACCGGAAGUAGCUAAAACGGAGCAAGUUGAAAAUAAUGCGGAGAAGCUGGGCACCACAAACAACAUGUUGAGUUUAUUUCAAGUGGUUAUGAUUAUCGUUCUGUUGAUGCGAUUAGGAAGGAAUGUAUCUACGAGACUCAGGAGGAAGCACGAAGAGAGAAAGAAGCUAUUAAAAUUCCUGGACAAUGAGAACAAAAAAAUUAGAAUUGAUGAUAAAUUGAUGGCAGAGAAGCUCAAGAAAUUGGAGCAUAAAAUACAAAAAGAAGAAGAAGAGAUGGAAGUAAAAUGGAAAGAAAUAAGAGCAAAACUCAAGGCAAAAAUAAAAAAAAAUCCAUCAAAAAACCGUUUGCCUGGUAUAGGCCCAUACUAUGACAAAGACAAAAUGCGUUUGGAUCGGAAAAUGGACGCUGUAAAUAUCAAUUAUGAGAAGUAUAAAUUGAAAAAGGAGAAGCGGUGGCAUGCUAUGAAAGCAGCUUAUCAUAAGAAACUCAACAAGAUGCAUGAUAAACAGAGUAAGCGCAAACGGAGAAAGUGCAAACAAAUGUUUCUGUUUGAAAGGAAAUGGAAUUUUGGACCGCGGACAAUGAAAGAAUACUUGAAGCUAAAAGAAGAAGAAUGCAAUAGAGCUAAUGACCCUUACACAGGGUUAAAUUUAAAGGAAGCAGCGACUGCAGCGGCAGAAACAGCAGAGACGACGGAUACAACGGACGCGACAGAAAAGGCUGAAGUGGAAGAGACAGCAGAAGAAAAAGAAACGGCUGAAACUGAAAAAACGGUCAAAGGGCAAGAAAGCCAAGAGCAAGCCAAACAGCAGAAAAAGGGGGACAAGGCUGAAGGACGAGAAGCGGUUAAAACUGAAGAAAAAGCUGAAGAAAAGGAGAAGAAAGCAGAAAAGGAGGAAGAGAACGAUGAGGAAUAUGAAUACUAUGUUGAUGAAGACUAUGAUGACUAUGCAGAUUAUGAGGAUGAUGUGAACUAUUACAUGAAUUCCGAUGAUGAAUAA